This is a messenger RNA of Bursaphelenchus okinawaensis, 3159 nucleotides long. NCBI's taxonomy places the organism in Eukaryota, Metazoa, Nematoda, Chromadorea, Rhabditida, Aphelenchoididae. The record is from the annotation of a GenBank genome assembly.
AUGGUAAGUUAAUAUGGUUCGACCGAUGUUUAGUCGGGAUUUUUCUGUUUUUUUUUGAGAUGUGGAUUGUGUUUCUUGAAGAUAAAAUGCUGGAUUUAGUUUAUAUUUGUAAUACGGAUAGCUUUAAGUGUUUGAAGUUGAUCGACAGAGUUUUGUGGUUGAUUUACGUGUGGCGUUUGUGAUUUAAUAUUGUUUUAGACGUUUAGGUAGUUUUCACUUUUAAAAACUUAAAAAGGAAGGAAAAUUUUAUUUAAAUUUUGACUUUGUUUUAGAUAAUAGGUAAUCGAAUCAGAGUCGAGCAUUAUUUUAUGGUCUUACCUGAAGAUUCAGCUGAAGAUUCAGCUGAAGAAGCUAUACCUCAAAAAGCGACAGCAACAAGACAACCAAUUCCUAGGUUAAGUAAAGUAAAAUCAAAAUUUGAUGAAAAUCGUGCUGUAAAAUCAGAACCUGAUGCAAAAGAGCCAGUAUCUACUGCUGGUGAGCCAGAAGUUGAGAUAGAAGGUGCAGAACGUGAAGCGGAAGAAAGUGAGGAUGACGAAAAAUUUGACCCGCGAGGAUUACAUCACGUUACAAGCUAUCCAGAACGCGAGUAUGAUGUUGAGAAGGUUUUGACAAUGCAACAUUAUAAUGGAAGAACGUGGUACUUGGUGAAAUGGAGUGGAUAUCCGUAUAAUAUGGCAAGCUGGUCAACUAUAACUGAGAUUGGAGCUGAUAGUUAUGUUGUAAGGGUUUUUUGUUGAGAGCUAGUAUUGUAUAGCAUUUUUGAAAGCUAUGUGCCUGUUUUUGAAUUAAGGAUGCUAGUUUUGAUAUAAAAAAGCUUGAAUUUAUCAUUUUUCAAUGUUUAAAUAUCAAAAAUCUUUUUUUAAAUAUUUUUUAGAAUGGCUUAUGUUACAAUUAUAACUUUACAGUUUUAGUUGGAAAUGUUUCAACGCCGUCUGGUCAUAUGUAAAGCAAUAUUCCACAUGGCAAUGGACGAACAAGAACGACGAAAAGAGUUUAUAAAAGAAAAGAAGAUUUCGAUACGUCGGGCAACUGCAAAUGAGAGAUAUCUUUGUUAUCAAGCACCCUACUUUCCUCUAAUUAACCAUCCUCAAAUCAACUACGUUGCCUUGUACGCCUGUCAUCAAUGGGAGAACGAAAUGAACGUUCAGAAUAUUGCUCAUGGUAUUUCUCCCGUCUACGUUGAGAACUGGGUGGACUUUGAAGCAAAACCUCCGAAUUUCACGUUUACAUGGAAGAGUAUAUAUCAUGUUAGCUCGGAGAAGGUGAUUGGAGCUGGACAAUUGAAUCCGGCGUUCUUUUCUUGCACUCAGAGGAAACAUUGUUGUAAAAACUUUCUGGAACGUCAAAGAGUUAUUCAUCCGGCGUUCUAUGAAGACACGCUUUACGAAUGUAGCGAAAUGUGCAAAUGUGGUCCAUCAUGUAGAAAUCGAGAAACUCAGGUGGAGUUUUUAAUUUUUUUGAUAUUAUAGUAGAUUAGAUUACAUUUCUCGAAAUUGUGCUAAAAUUGUAGUAGUUUAUAAGAUUUUUUUGAUGCUUAAAGACUAAUAUAAAGUAUCAUAAUCAAUUGAAUUACGUAACUUUAGAAAGGCCGCCAAGUUCCGUUGGUAAUAUUCAGAACCGUCGAAAGUGGCUGGAGUGUUCGUGCAGCUGUCGAUAUGCCUCGAGGAACGUUUGUAGCUGAAUAUUUGGGUGAGAUUAUUACUCCAGAAGAGAUGAGACGUCGCAAGUCUCAUCGUUACAUGUUCGACAUUUACUUUGAAGAUGGCGUGACACGAGCCAAGAAGAGAGAAGCAGUCGAAGAAGUUAUGGACCAAGCGAGAGCUGGAGAAGAAGAAGACGAUGAUGGUGAAAGUGACUUGGUCAUAGGGGAUGAAAAUAUCGAAAUGACGGAUUUGGGCAGUGUUACAGGUUCUGAGGAAGGUAAGGGUUUUGAAAUUUAAAAAAAUUGAUUAAUUUUAAAUAUUGAGGAAAAGUGAAUUUUUUGUUUUAAUUGGCAAUGUUGGUACUUUAAAUUAAAAAAAAAUUUAUUUUUCAGACUUGGCCGAUGAACAGGGAGGCAUAAAGUCGCGUAUUCACAAAAUAAAACUGCAAAAGGAUCAAUUUCAGUUCUACGGAGGCCGAUCCGAAUCUACCGAUUCACCUGAUCUUCCCGACAUUAUCGAACUCUCAUCAAAUGAUUCAGGAGACUCAGAUGGCACUAUUAACAUUGGGACCACAAGUGAAGGUUCCUCUGAUGAGGAUGAAGGUGAUAAUGUUGAUGCUGUUAAUGAAAAUGGUGAUUUCUUAUCGACAACAGACGACUCCCUUGAUAUCAUAGAAAUGCCAUCACCUGACAGUAUCGACCUUAUGUGCACGAGCAAAGAAAUACAGAAAAGCAACAUUGAGCUGCCGGAGGUUGAUGCCAUCACCGAAGGGAUUCAGAGAAUCUCACACAGAAGUCCAUUUAAACGUCGGAGGUUGAGCAGUUCAACAUCCAUGAAACAUACACCAACCAAAGGCACAUUGAGUAUGUCAGGAGCGAGGAACAGAGAAGACGGUGAUACACCAAAUACCAAAGGAGAUCACACCUAUAAAUGUAGGUUUUCAUUGAUUAUGUAGAUUAAGACUAUAAAAUAAGUAUAAUUCUUUACUUUUAAGACAUUGCAAUGCAUUGUUUAAAAUAUGCUUACUAUAGAGUUUGCUUCAUGAUUUUAGGUAACAAUGUUGCUGAUCCAGACUUAUGUAUCGACGCUGAACGGAUAGGUAAUGAAGCUCGGUUCUUCAACAACUCCUGCGAUCCAAACAUGGUUGCCUACAAGGUUUACAGUAACCCAUUCGACUUCAGACUGUAUAGAAUUUGUUUGUUCACGUCGAGGGACGUCAAGCGAGGUAAGGACAUAGUCAAUGGCAUGUUAUAACUAAUUUUUUGGUUGUUUAUAUUGAUUGCAAUCAUGAUUUGAUUAUUGCUAUAGGUUUUUCUGACACGGGUCGGCAUGCCAUUUCUUUUUUAUCUUUCAUAUACUUAGCGUAUGUCUUAUUGACAUAAUUAUGACAUUUUUUUCAGGAGAGGAAUUAACCUUCAGCUACUAUGUGGGCAAACUUGACCAACUCCAAAACGCCACCUGGACCGACCAUUGCCUCUGUAUGUAUAAGGAUUGUAUCGGCCAAAUCGGGUAG